Messenger RNA from Pollicipes pollicipes, 450 nucleotides. RefSeq names its product DBH-like monooxygenase protein 1. The transcript is spliced from 3 exons. Gene Ontology annotation, molecular function: dopamine beta-monooxygenase activity; copper ion binding. Bases 1 to 450 code for a protein of 149 amino acids. The record is from RefSeq and is a predicted model, not a curated record. NCBI's taxonomy places the organism in Eukaryota, Metazoa, Arthropoda, Thecostraca, Pollicipedomorpha, Pollicipedidae.
AUGACAGGGGCCGACAUCGUCAUGGGAUGGGUCGACGGAAUAGCGCACGUGCAGAUGGACACGACUCGUCUGAUCUGGGCGCUGCACGAGUCUGACCCGACGCCGGGUGGCGGCCCCUCCUACCACGGCACGCGGCGCGGGGUCCGCAGCCUCAGCCUGGACGGCUCGGGCGUCUUCCGCUUCCCGGCGCCCGGCGAGAGCGAGUCGUUUGUGUUCGGCAACAGCGAGGUGGCGCUGCCCGAGGCCCGCACCUACUACCACUGUUCGAUAAAGAGGCUGCCUGACUUCGGUGAAAAGGUCCACCUCAUUGGGUCUCGGGUGAAGCUGGAUCCAGUCACCGCGCCGUACGUGCACCACAUCCUGAUGUUCGCGUGUACAGUUCCGGCGCACAUGCACAACCAGUUCGACGAGUACGCCAGGAGCCAUCCGGGCUCAGAGUGCUACAGGUAG